CAGGAGUCUUGACUGCAGGUAGUGCAGAUGAAGUGUGGAGGGUACAGCGUACUUCAGGAGCAGAGGAACCAUCGAAAGGUGUCCAGUUCUCUCUUCUCUCCCUCUCUGACUCCUGGAUCCGUGUCAGAUGUCCGGCCUUGAGGACCUUAGAGCUUUGUUCAGACGGAGGCUGCUUGCUGCGAUGCUCAGAGACCUUUCAUCACAGAGUAACGACUGUGAAUGCAUGGAGGAGCCCAACCGACAAAGAGGACUGCUGAAAGUGAUUCUAACUCCUGAGAUAAAGCUGCACAGAGCAGACACAGAGCAACUGAUGAUGAGAAAGCAGAAGAGUCUCCCUGAGCAGCAGGAGAGGAGCUCCAGUCUGGACCAGGAGGAGCCACCAGAACCAGCAGGCAUAGAAGAGGUUCAGGAGGACCGGUGUGGCAGCCUGGAGAGAGAGCUGAAUCAAGAAGAAGAUGAUAUCAACAAAAUGACAAUCAUUCAUGAUAAACCUCAUGAAAGUUUAAACCCUCUGCAAAGUGAAAAUACAUCAGUGAACUCCUCUGAAUGUGCUCCAAGCUUGGGACGAAGAGUUUCCCAACAAUCAGAUUUGAAACAACACUCAUCUGUCCACUCAGGAGAGAAACCAUUUAGCUGUCUUGACUGUGGUAAAAGAUUUUCCUACCAAUCAGAUUUGAAACGACACUCAUCUGUCCACACUGGGGUGAAACCAUUUGGUUGUUUGGUUUGUGGAAAAACAUUUACCAGAAAAAGCAGCGUGAGGAGACACUCUGCGGUCCACUCAGGAGGGAAAUCUGUUAAAUGAUAGUGUUUGUAGUUAAAACUACUUCCAACUGUCUCCUAUCAAAAAAUGUGUGUGGUGGCAGGAAAUAAAUAAAACCUAUGGAAAUGUACCUGCUUUAAUGUACAGUGUGGUGAUUAUCCUAUUUUUUUUUCUUAAAUUUUAUUUACCUGUUUACUGUCACAGUUUCUUGUAGCAACCUGACCUAUGACCUCCAUGGCAGGAUGUUUUAUUUUCUUUUAAUUGUCUACUUGUGUUGAACCCACACGUGUUGGCUGACCCAGUUUUUUCUGGACUGAACAAAGGCACAUUUUGUUGAUUUUGGGGGGAUUGUGUUACCAGUGUUGUCUGAAGAAGAACACCUUAGUUUUACUUAUUUUCCAUUACAAAUUGCACAGUGUGUUCCUGUGUUGUUUGCUUUUCUACAAACUUUGAAGGUACGUCUGGUUUGAUUUGAAUAAAAGAGUUAUCUAUGUGCUGCUAGAGAAAAAAACUGAAGAAAAAUGUUCAGAUUUAAGCUAGUGGUUAACUGGCAUCUGUAAAAACCUACAGAACCACCACAAUGGGACGUGUUCAGAGUUGGUACGACUAUCUGUAUUGUUCCUAUAUUUUAUUCGGUCCAUUGAUUCUGUUGCUUCUGUUCUGUUUUUGACCUUUCUUAAAUUAAUUUCUAGUCUUAGCCUAUCCCUGCUGACAUAACAUCACUCUUUAAUAGCAGACACUUAUAAAGUUUGUAUCUGUGCUAGUAUUGCGGCACUUGUUAUCUGGCUAAAGAUAAAGAAGCAGUGACGUCAGCGCCCUGUCUAACCUUAACCUCUUGGUGUUGAGAAGUGUGUGACGCUACGAUUGGGGUCUGAUGUUCACAUUGCCUUUUUGUGCCACUUUUUGACACAUUUUCACACUAUUUGCCAUUUUCUGACAUUUUAUUUACCAUGAUUUACCAUUUUUGGACACCUGUUACUCAUUUUGCCACUUGU
This is a messenger RNA of Cheilinus undulatus (humphead wrasse), 1758 nucleotides long. RefSeq names its product zinc finger protein 420-like. The transcript is spliced from 2 exons. Gene Ontology annotation, molecular function: DNA-binding transcription factor activity, RNA polymerase II-specific; RNA polymerase II cis-regulatory region sequence-specific DNA binding. Gene Ontology annotation, cellular component: nucleus. Gene Ontology annotation, biological process: regulation of transcription by RNA polymerase II. Lineage: Eukaryota; Metazoa; Chordata; Actinopteri; Labriformes; Labridae. Bases 128 to 805 code for a protein of 225 amino acids. The record is from RefSeq and is a predicted model, not a curated record.